UGGGGAGCAAACAAGGGCAGAUCAAGCAAAUAAGGGCAAAUCAGAUCCGUCAGAGACGAACGAUGACGGCUCCGCGCUUGUCGGUGGCUUUGCUUCUCCUGUGCGCGCAGUCGGUGAAGUGCUUCCCCUUCCAGCCUGGCAGCUGCCGAGGCCCAGGAUCACCCCGAGCACCUCACCCAGACUUCGAGGGCACCACACUCGGCGGCAGAGAUACAUUGGACGACAGCGAUUACCGAGUUGACAUCGGCCUGGACCCAAACACGGGCACGCCGACAGUCAAGGCAAGCCAACGGGGAGAAAAGGUUGUCUGUUUGUGUACGUGUGUGUGUGGUGUGGGUGUGCAGAUCCAGACGGUCAACGACGCCACGUACCGCGGCAUCCUCGUGCGUGCCGACGACGGUGUCUUCGCUGGCCUCACCGACGAUCUGCAGCGCCUCACAUGCCCACCCGGGUUCGACAGUGACGAGCAGCCCUCCCCAUCGACCGAGGCGACGAACUCCGUCGGCCACAACUCGCGAACCGACAAGACGGGCCACGUGCUGACGCUGGAGGGCCUGACCCAGGGAGAGGUGGAAGUGAGGGUGUGGCUGCUGCAGCAGUUCAGUGGUCCGUGGUUUCAAUUCGCUGGCACGAUUGACGUGCCGUAGUGUGGAUGACGGUGCUGAGGGCAGGGACACGUUGAGCAGAGAGACCUUUGCCAAUGGCGCAGGGCAGAUGGAGUGCUGUACUGUGACAUGCCGUGGCUCUGAAUUCGUGGAUCCGUCUGCCUGUUCAUAUCUCAUGAUCUGUACAGUGAUUUGUAUAUUUGUUGAUCUGUAUUUGUCUGGACAGACAAGACAGAUGGGGAGUUUUUGACUGGACAUGACAUGACAUGUGUGCGCUGCAGUGCAUUAGACGCAUGUGUGUGUGUGUGUGUGUAUGGUAUGAUAUGAUUGACGCGUGUGCGUUGUGCUUGUGUGUGGGGCAUAGUACGAUGUGUGUGAUCUACCAGCUGGGAC
Molecule: messenger RNA, 998 nt
Organism: Vitrella brassicaformis
Lineage: Eukaryota; Vitrellaceae
Source: the annotation of a GenBank genome assembly